UUGAAAAUGAACUGAAGGAGUGUGAGCCUUCAGAGCCGAGUCAGUGAUUCAGCUCAGUCAGUCCGACGAGAGGACGCAGCUGCUCGGUCAAAGACCCUUUUACGCAUCGGAGGAACUACCUGGAAACGCAACUGUUGGCACUGUGACAUCAAGGAACCAGCCGUUUCCCUCUCUAAAUCCUCCUGGAAUAUUCUGCUUGAUUUUGGCAACUCACUUUUAAAUUACUAGUUAAAACCCGGAGUGCAUCUCUCAGCAGAAUGAAGGGAUGUAUUAUUGUGGCACUGCUAGUCGCCACCGUCUCAGCGACCAAGUUAAAUGUACCACGACUGAGACUGUCAUACAAAGACCUGCUGUCCACCAACAGGUCGUCUAUCUUCAGCGGUCACCACGGCCAGCUCUCUCUUAGCGCCGUCUUCCUCGAUGAGUACCGGGACCGCCUAUUCCUUGGAGGGAAAGAUAUCCUGUAUUCUCUCCUGAUGGGACCCACCAGCAGUGAGUCCAAAGAGAUUUACUGGCCCCCAUUACCUGGCAACAGAGAGGACUGCAUUCAGACGGGAAAGGAACAACAGACUGAGUGUGCCAACUUUGUUCGCCUUCUGCAGCCCUACAACCGCACCCACCUCCUGGCCUGUGGCACCGGUGCCUUCCAGCCCAUGUGUGCCUUCAUUAACGUGGGGCACAGAGGAGAGCAUGUGUUCACCAUGGAUCCUACAAAUGUGGAGAAUGGACGAGGGAAGGUUCCACAUGACCCCAGCUACCCCUUCGCUAGCACCUUCAGUGGUGGGGAGCUGUAUACAGGACUGACAGCAGACUUUCUGGGUAGAGACUCUGUGAUCUUCAGGAGUAUGGGAGAUCGCUCCACCAUGAGGACAGAGACUGACCAGAAACUUCUCCAUGACCCUAAGUUCAUAGCUGCGCACCUCAUCCCAGACAACGACGACAGAGACAACGACAAAGUUUAUUUCUUCUUCACCGAGAAGGCCACGGAGGCAGGGGACAGGGAGGGGGCCAUACACACACGUGUUGGACGAGUGUGUGCGAACGAUGUUGGAGGUCAGAGAGUGCUAGUGAACAAAUGGAGUACUUUCAUAAAAGCCAGACUGGUCUGCUCUGUCCCGGGACCUCACGGCAUUGACACACACUUCAACCAACUGGAGGAUGUUUUCUUGCUGAGGACCAAGGAUGAGAGGAACCCAGAUGUUUAUGCAAUCUUCAGCACCAUCAGUAAUGUAUUCCAGGGUUUUGCCGUGUGUGUGUACCGAAUGGCUGACAUCAGAGAAGCCUUCAACGGACCCUUCGCUCAUAAAGAAGGCCCUGACUAUCAGUGGGGGGCCUAUGAAGGCAGGGUCCCUUAUCCAAGACCAGGCGUGUGCCCUAGUAAAAUCACCAACCAGCCAGGCAGAGAGUUUGGCAGCACAAAGGACUUCCCUGAUUCAGUGCUGCAGUUUGCCCGCAGCCACCCAUUGAUGUGGCGGCCGGUGUUUCCCGCUCUGCGUCAGCCUGUGCUCGUAAAGGCCAACAUGCCUUACAAGCUGAAACAAAUCGUGGUUGACCGGGUUGAGGCGGAGGACGGGCAGUAUGACGUAAUGUUCAUUGGAACAGACGUUGGCACAGUAUUAAAGGUCAUUGCUCUACACAGUGGGAACAGCCUAGAAACAGAAGAGGUCACACUGGAGGAGCUUCAAGUCUUCAAAGUGCCAACCCCAAUUACAUCGAUGGACAUAUCUGUAAAAAGGCAAGCACUGUAUGUGGGCUCGCCUGCAGGUGUGGCGCAGGUGAAGCUGCACCGCUGUGAGACUUAUGGGAAUGCCUGCGCCGAAUGCUGCCUGGCCAGAGACCCUUACUGCGCUUGGGACGGAUCAUUGUGUGCAAGCUACAUGCCCAACAGCAAACGACGCUAUCGCAGACAGGAUAUUAGGCACGGAAACCCUGUGCUGCAGUGUGUGGACCAGAAUAUGAGUGAAGACCUUGAUGUGACAGAAGACAGGGUUGUGUAUGGGACAGAGAACAACAGCACCUUUCUGGAGUGUGUUCCUCGCUCUCCGCAGGCUACAGUUAGUUGGCUAGUCCAACGUGAUGACCGCAAGGAGGAGGUAAAUCUUGAUGACCGCGUGAUGUCUACAGAGCAGGGCCUCCUGUUUCGUCGCCUCUUCCGCCAGGACGAAGGCGUGUACAUCUGCCGCUCCAGAGAGCAUGGAUUUACACAGACCCUGGCCCGUCUAACCCUCGAAGUCCUCCAGGGGGAGACUGUGGAUGAGCUCAUGGCACGGGACAACGCCGGCCUCUCCGAUGCGUUCAAAGACCGGUCCGCAGGAAGCUACCGGGCCUGGAUGCCUUGUAGCACAUACAGCAGGGGCGGCUCGUCAAGCCAAAUUGGCCAAUCGCGCACAUGGUUCAAGGAUAUCAUGCAGCUGAUCGGGCCGUCGAACCUGCCCCACGUUGAGGAGUACUGCGAGAGGAUGUGGUGCAAUGACAAGCUGAGGAGGAAACACAAAAGCAUGCUGGAGAAAUACCGGCAAGCGCAGGAGAGCGCUAGGAAGGCUCGUAGCAAGAGCUCCGGCGAACGCAACAGGACGCCGAGGGAUCUCAGUGCCUGGGAGGAGUAACUUAAAGAAAGUGAGCAGGGCAUAUAGGAGAAAAAUGAAAGACAAAGGAAAGUAGAACAUUUGCUGCAAAGGAUAAGAUAAAAUGGGCAGCAAAAAGGCCAGCAUCAAUUCCUAUUUGUGGAAACUCUAGCACUGAAAUUUCCAACUCCGAAGUGUUGGGUUUUCUGGAAUGAUGGCACAAAAGGGACUACUAAUGAACAGGUUGUUAUUGUGAAGUGGAGUGGAUGUUUUUGUUUAUAUCUAGACAUCCAAGGACUUCUCCUGCUCUUCUCACAAGUUUGCCAUUCUAUACUUUCACAGUUAGAAAUGACAGCUUUCAUUUUAUCAAGUAAAAUAAGACCUUCGCAACAAACAACGCAUGCCUGUGGACUAACUCUCUGAUGAAUCGUGUUAGCUCUUGGCAAAGUGGGCUUCAAAAGAGAGGAACAUCACAUUUACAUACUUUGCAUGCUUGGACUACAAAAUAGCAAGUCUGUCAAGGUCAGCCCUGAGACAAAGACACAUACACUUAUUUUCGAUUUGUUGUUUUCGUAUUUCUCACAAUGCAAUCACUGGAUUCAUCUUGUUCCCACUUGGUAUUUAAUGGUCCACGUUUCUUUCCCUGCUCUGCACUUGGGUUUCAAAAAAAGAUAUAUUCAUGUGUGACUUCAGCCAAGAAAAAACUGAGUUUGCAGUGUACUAGUUGCAACUAAUGCUUCCAGGGCAUUUGCCGCCUUUUUAAAUGCAUUGUACGUUAUGGCUCGACUUGCUUGGUCUGUUCUUUUUUAUUGUAGCAAAGGUUGAUAGCACCUGUUACUGUUUUUGAUUACGCCUUGGUUGAGGUUCCAAGUGAGUUGAACCAUACUAGGAGGCAAAAUUAAAAUAUCGGGAAGAAUCAUUUGGUUAGUUUAAUUUAAAAAAUGUGUUCCUUUGUUUGGUUGCCAAUAGAUCUAGCAAGAGCUGAAUUGAAAACACAACGCGUGGCAUGUUGCAGUGAAGAUUAUUUCAAGGCGGUUACAUGUGACUGAGAGGUUACGAUCAUAUGGGAACAGAAAAUUGAGAAAAGCAUCCAUUACCAAAAAAGUCGAGCCAAACCAUGCAGUUAAAAUGAAGCCUUUCUGUAUCUGAUCUCGCCACUGUACAUGCACACACACACAAACACACUGUUACAUGAACCGAAAGCCCACUCACCCAUCACACUGAAUGCAAGAGCUCAACUAGCUCAAACUGGAAGCUACCAUGAGACGACUGUUGAUGGUUCAACAGAUUAAAGGCACAUUGCUUUAUUUUUACUGUUGUGGGUUGAACUUUUCAUUCAAAACCAGCUACGGAUCAAGAUUCCUCCCAGACCGAACCUUAAGGGGAUAUUUCACAGUGGUAAACUUUCAUGCUUUGGGCACAUACCAUAAUAUCUCCUGGAAUGUAUCUAAUGGCCACAGUGGAUCGCUGAUGGUUGCUUCAAUGGGAUUUCUUAUAAAUUGAACCUCAACUCAAUUGGGAUUUUAAACACCAAUUACGCAUGCAAAUACUUACGUUCUAAAUGUUAUGUCUUUAGUAAACGCCAUCUUCAAAUAUAUUUUUCAAAAGACGGACCUCUUUGUCUCAGCCUCAUCUCACACUUCAAUCAUCUACUAAACUCAUUUUCCCACAGUUCCUCUGUAUGCUGUAGCUCGCUACUGACAAUAGAGGGAACAAAAGAAAGGGUCACCUCUAAUGGCCGACUCCUUUUGUGCUUUCUGCUUUGUAAACACUGGUUUUAUGACGGUUCAUGGUUUGAACACAUGAUACUCCACAUUGUUUUUCACUUCAGGUUUUGUUGUUCAAAUAUACUGUAACUUUUAUCAAAACUGAAAAGAGGUUUAUUUUACAAGGGACAGGUGGAAAUAGAAACAGAGGGUUGAAAACACAUACAAAAACAGGGUGAUGUAGUUAGGGUUAGGGUUAGCAACCUAUUGAGUUUACUUUUUAUAAAAUAAUUAAAAAAGAGAGGAGGACGGUAUAGACAGGUUACAGGGUUAUCAAAUCAAUUCCAAGCUUCAAUGUCAGUAAGGACUGUAUGUGGAGGACUGAAAUACAAUCAAGAGUUCCUUUUAAAACUAUCAGCAAUGUAACAAUUAGAAUAAAUUAAUGACGGCUUGGAAUUUCAUCGCGCAUUGAGCAACCCCUCCUGGCCCCAUCAAUGAGGGUGAGUGGAGAGUUGUGUGAAUGAUGGGUUGCAUAUACUUCACAGAACAAACAAAGUGUGUCUGUAAUGUGUCUUUGGUUAAAGUUGCCAGAUGGUACUUUUGAACUUCGUUCUAAUACAAGUCGAAGUACGUAAGCAAUCCAAGCUGAAAUUAUCCACAUUUAUAAUUUGACUGAUCAAAUGUUGGCUGUCAAGCAGUCAAGUAAUCAGUUUCCAAGUAUGAACUGGAUAAACACAUUCUUAAAGGAUCCAUUUGAUGGCAUAUAAGGAAACAUAAACAGCUGUUCACAGAAAGCUGAGAAGAACUGAGGACCUAUACCAAUAUGGCCGCUGAAGGGUAAAGUCCCUGUAAUGUGUACAUAUUAAAAAUCGCAUUGAUAUCCUGGGAGCCCUCUCACUGUUUAAAAUUAUCCAGGAAACAGCAUUAACACCUGUGAACCCGGUGACCCUUUUUAACCUUCAUGGCGUGUGAAUGGCUCCUGAGAGACAAAUAAAAGGGAGACAGAGUAAUUGAAGAAAACAAAGGGGAGAAAUGUUCAAAAAACAAGGUACUAUUAUCAUCUUGUGAAGACUUCCUUUAUAAAAUACUAUUACCUUUUAAAAACCAGUUUUGAAAAAUUUCAUCUGUAUAAAUUGAGUAUUUAGGAAAAAAUCCUCAGUUUGUACUGCACACUUAAACACACACAUUACUCUAGCAACGUUUAUUUUUCUAGAUUGAGGAUUGAGAGACCAGCUAUUAGAGUCCACUUAUGGUGUUUCCUUUAAAAAUAUUGCUUCUGAUGUAUAUCUAAACCGGUAAAAAAGAUGAUAGAGUGACAGGAGCAUGGUGUGCACAAAACAGAGAAACAGUUAGCAGGGUAAAAAAGAGACGCAAAAAUGUGUUUUAUGUUGUAGAUAACCUUCUUGACAGUUUGUUUUUAAUAAAAUUGUAACUUAAAUGUAGACUUCAUUCUUGUCAUGAUUUACACAUGAGCUACACAAUUACUUCUGUCUGGUCUGCUCUUGACUAUAAAAAUAUGUUUUUGAUGUGGUGGAAUCAUUUUGAUCAUGUGGGCCCAUUUUGAACCUACAUUACUGUCAUCAGGAAUUAAAAACUGUUAAAGGUAUGACUUUUGUUACUAUGAUUGCAAACUAAAAUGUUUCCAUUUUAAGCAAAUGUCCUCGAAAAAAAAAGCCAGACACCGCUUUUGCUGCAAAGUGAUUUGAUAGUUAAAGUGACACAAAAAUCAUACUAAAAGUUGAUUAUUAUGUGUUUUGCAAGGUAUGGACUUUUGAGUUGCUGACCAAAAAACAACUGCAAUAUGUUUAAAACACACAUUGUAAAUCCUUCAAAUGUAUUAGUUGUUGUAUAGUUGUACAAAAGUGUGAUGCGGUAUUUAAUCUCACACAUUUUUUAAAGCGUUUAAAUAGUCCACGAUCCAGCUGGUUCAGAGUAGUUUAGUAGUUUUUAAAUUUGAUUUCAAACACAUGGUAAACUUGCUGCACCUUUUUUCUUUUUUAAUAUUCACCUGUUGUAUUUUACAGUGUUGUAGAAUACUUGAUGGAUUUAUCAUUUGACAAAAACUCUACCAUGAUCCAUAUAUUGUGCCUAUUGGUAAAUCUGUAGCAGGGUUUCGCUCCUUUCAAACUUCACCAGCUGAUUGUACUAAUCACUGAUUGUCUGCACAGCUUCGCUACAUAAAGCAACAAAUAGGGUUCGUCUGGUUUGCACUGUGAAAGCAGAUACGGCAGCAAACACAUUUAGAAAAUAAAUCUUAUCCAUCUCAGGACCAAGAUGUCCAAGAACUUGGAAGGUCAGCUGUCCAAUAGGCACAAUAUAGUCAUCAUGAACUCAACACACAUUGGGAUUCAUGCAGAGCACUUAAUUUACUGAACAUACAAGCAACAACACUCUGUGUCCCUUUAAUUGUACUGUACAGUUGUGCUGGUUUUGGGGUCUAUGACAGAGCCUAAUUUGAUUGCAUAUUUAUGUUUUAUUUAAGUGUCUUUGUACCAUGCAUGCUAUGUACCUUUAUGCUUUUUAACAGCAUUAAAAGUUGAUUUUCUAACAGAAAGUUAUCCUUGAGUGAGUGUUUGUAGUAAUAAGUAAUAUCACUUACCCAAACAACCAAUAGAAUAUAGUAUUGUCUGCUUUCAUUCAUUAUUUCUAGUUGUGUUUUUGUCUUUCUUUCUAUAGACAUGGCCCGAAAUGUUAAAUGUAUACUUUAAAAAAAUGGCAUUUAAGGGGUAUCAGAUCAGAAACACUUUUAGGGGAACCUAACCUUGGGGUCAAAACAUAAAUGCUACUCCCUAUAAUGAAGUUACAAUAAAAAAAAAAGUGUAUCUGUGCAAA
Molecule: messenger RNA, 7102 nt
Organism: Eleginops maclovinus (Patagonian blennie)
Lineage: Eukaryota; Metazoa; Chordata; Actinopteri; Perciformes; Eleginopidae
Gene: sema3g
Product: sema domain, immunoglobulin domain (Ig), short basic domain, secreted, (semaphorin) 3bl
Exons: 16
Coding region: 258-2606 (782 amino acids)
Biological process (GO): neural crest cell migration; axon guidance; negative regulation of axon extension involved in axon guidance
Cellular component (GO): plasma membrane
Molecular function (GO): semaphorin receptor binding; chemorepellent activity
Source: RefSeq, a predicted model, not a curated record